Messenger RNA from Spirometra erinaceieuropaei, 1928 nucleotides. The record is from the annotation of a GenBank genome assembly. NCBI's taxonomy places the organism in Eukaryota, Metazoa, Platyhelminthes, Cestoda, Diphyllobothriidea, Diphyllobothriidae.
AUGGCGAACGCGCAGAAGGUUGCCAAUAUUUUCGAACUUGCCUCCUUAGCGUUCGGAAAGCUAGCCGAACUCACGCUUGAUUUGAAGAUUUACCAAGCCCAGGCGGAGCAGGCACAGUCAACUAACAGCCGAUGGACCAUUGCCGAAGUUGAGCAAUUGAAGGAUGCCAUCUCGCGUUUUGGCGCUGAUUUAUCUAAAAUUGCCGAGGUUCUGGACACUAAAACUGUGACACAAAUAAAACACAAAAUAAGGAACAAAGCGUUCAUGGUACUGCUGUAUUAAUGACUCCCUAUGCACUGUCGUCAGGAGGCUGGUCUGGACGAGCCGCCGGAGGAUGAACUUGAUGAUCUCUCCCAGAUCCCACGCACAUCCACUGUUGCUGUAUUUUGAACUUCUUCAUUAUCUUUUCCUUAUUCAGAGCGACAAAGGUAGAAGAAAGCAGACCUUCUCGGAGAGGAAUGAAGAGUCUGAACCCUUGGGCAAGGUAGGUUGACGCAUGAGUUUGCUAAUGGUUUUAUUCAUAACCGUUUCGCAUAACAUCCCUUAAUCGGUAUGCAUUUUCUGUAAGGAUUGAGUCGCGGAUUUUUUACCCUUUAUACAGCAGUGGACUGUUGGGCUCCAUUCAUGUUCAGUCAGCUUUUCAGUGACUUACCUAACUGGGUAUUCUGGCAAACCGCCUGCCUUUGGCAAAUAGGUAUUUUGAGCCUGUGUGCAUUUCUGUAGGCUGCCGAAUGGGAAUUGUACUUCUAGACAUCCUCUUCGGUUGGGCCAGCUAGCGGAAAUUCUGUAUUCUCGCCACAAAGUCUUACUAUUUACAAACAUUAGCUAAAAGCGGUUGAUCUCAGUGCCGUUAUUAAAUUAUCUCCGUAUGUUUUUCCAUAGUACUUCAUAUGCCCCCUCAAGCAGGUCCCAUUCACUUCAUAACCUAAGAAGUGGAUAAGUGAGGUUGAACUGCCGUAGUGAAUCGUAGUUGGAGGUCUUGAGUUCGUUUUUAAGACACGAUGGUCCGUUCUGGGUUGGGAUACCACUGACGGGGUUUGGAUUCACUGUUUAAAUGUGAGGUAUGAAUAUCACUGGUGUCGGAUAGUUUUUAGGACCACGGAAUCUAUUCCUGCCGAGUGGCGUUCGGUUUUAUCCGAGGAGGUAGGUACCUGACCACAAAUCUAUAACCUGCCUUAGGGUCCUUCCCAGGGCCCUGAAAAUCCAAGCGACCGCGCGAUGUCACACAGUGAGGACAGCGCCAGACUAAUUUUAUGACUAGUCGACUAUUGUAUGGUUGACUUUGGUACGCCUGGUGCCUUAUUUUGUUUCCAAUGGAAUGCUGAAAUUUAACUCCGGAUUAUCUGAUUAAUGCGUCUGUCUGGUUCAGAAAUCAUUUUCGAGUGUUCUUUUUUGGUUCUAGAAACGAAGAAUUGAGGGUAUGUCUCCGCCGUCAACACUGAUCCCUCCACAACCCGGCACACAGGCUCCUGGACUGUUGACGGCGAAGCACGCCCAACAGAUGCCCCUUCGCAUGCCCGGUCAACCGAGAUCUGCUUCAACUUUGGGCGGUGCGCUCUCAGACUACGACUACAUGCAGGGCAUGCCGCACAGUCAGCGUCCGGAACGAGCUGCAGGGAUUCCACCCCGAAAGCUCACUAUGGAACAAGGAGCGAAGUAUGAGGAAUAUUCCGAUGUGAGUCUCGCUCGUGUUAAGUGCAUACAUGCCAUAAUGAGAAGGUUCAAGAGUUGCUUCAUAAAUUCCUCUGUAAUCCGGACCGCACUCGCAGCCUCCCUUCGCGUCUAAUGACUUAAACCGACUUAGCCCUUGUGUUUUCCUUCCACAGAGUGGUAGUGAACGGUAUGAGGAGCCGGAUGAUGAUGAUGACGACGAUGAUGAAGAUUCGGAUGAGGAACGGUACUACUCCGAGGAUGAGGGUGCCAGAUGA